This is a messenger RNA of Fusarium sp. VM40, 1044 nucleotides long. Lineage: Eukaryota; Fungi; Ascomycota; Sordariomycetes; Hypocreales; Nectriaceae. The record is from the annotation of a GenBank genome assembly.
AUGUCCUCACAGAAUCCGGGUAAUAUGCCUCCCCAAGGCCCUCCCUAUCUCCCCAAAACAGCCGGUCUGGGAGGCCGUCCAACAACCUCGGUCGACGACCCAAUCAGCGCCGUAUUACUCGCCUUCUUCGUCGCCGGCGCCGCCCUCAACAUGACCAUCCUGCAACUCAACCGUCGUCGCUCCCACAAGUUCAUCCUCUCCGGACUUCUUUUCGGUUUCUGCAUGGCGCGCAUCACCGCCAACGUGCUCCGCAUCGUUUGGGCCUCGUACCCGACCAACACGAGUGUCGCUAUCGCAGCACAGGUGUUUACAAACGCCGGUGUCGUUCUCCUUUUCGUCGUGAACCUCAUCUUUGCGCAGCGCAUUCUGCGGGCAUAUCAUCCACAUAUCGGAUGGAGCAAGCCUGCUUCGCUGGCGUUCAAGUUCCUGUACUUUGCCGUUGCUGCGAGUCUCAUUAUGCUUAUCACGGCUGUUGUGUAUAACUUUUACACCCUGAACCCACAUACCAAGCAGCAACUCCGCGAUGUACAACUCACCGGCAGCACAUUUCUCGCCAUCCUCGCUUUUCUUCCUCUGCCCGUGGUCGGCCUCUGCCUCGUACUUCCUCGAAAAGCACCCAUGGACAAGUUCGGACAGGGACGCAUGCGAACAAAGGUCCAACUCCUCACCUUCACCACCGUUCUCCUGACCCUCGGCGCCGCAUUCCGAACUGGCGUAGCAUACAAGAUCCGCCCAGCCAACGACCCAGCCUGGUAUCACAGCAAAGCAUGUUAUUACUGCUUCAACUAUGUCAUUGAGAUCAUUGUUGUCUUCUCAUAUGCGCUGUCUCGAUUCGACCGACGCUUUCACAUUCCCGACGGCAGCCAUGCCCCUGGCGAUUACUCUGCCCCCAAGUCUGAGGCUCAACAGGGCAUGUAUCGUGUUAACACCGAGACCGAAGUGUUCGGUGAGGAUGAGCGACCACAGACAGCGGAGCAGCAAAAAGAGCAGCAAAGACAAUGGGAGGCAGGCCUCAAGGACGAGAUAAAAAAGGAGACCGUCUGA